UUACGAACCCCAAAUCACUCCCACCUCUCACCUUGCGGGGCUACAUACUCCACGCUUCUACACUACAUAUCGCGUGGCCCAUAGGAUUGGAUCUCUGACCUGCAGAGGACCUUUCCACACUCCACCUUCUGAUCCGCGCCCAUCCCCCCCCCGUGACCAACCCGAGCAGCUCUUCAGCCGCAUCCCCACGUUUCUCGGCGCCGUCAUUGCAUUAGCAAGAAGCCGGCCGUGGAAGUUGAAUCGUCGUCGCAUUCAGCCCGUCCGAGGGAUCACUCAAAUCCCACGUUGAUCAGCCACCGCUCAACUUUUUACCGACGCCAAACCCCGUCAACGUCAACCUCAUCAACCACCAUGGCGCUGUGCCAGAACCGCUUGCAAGAGGAACGGAAGCAGUGGCGAAAGGACCAUCCCUUUGGCUUCUAUGCCCGUCCCCAGAAGAACCAGCAGGGUGUGCUCGACUUGAAGAUUUGGGAAUGUGGUAUUCCUGGCAAGGAAAAGACAAUCUGGGAGGGUGGUCUGUUCAAGCUGACCGUCACUUUCCCUGAUGAAUAUCCCACGAAACCCCCCAAGUGCAAAUUUGUCCCCCCUCUCUUCCACCCCAAUGUCUACCCAUCGGGCACGGUCUGUCUCUCGAUCCUUAACGAAGAAGAGGCAUGGAAGCCGGCCAUCACGAUGAAGCAGAUCCUACUCGGCAUUCAGGACUUGCUCAACGACCCCAACCCCGAGUCCCCAGCCCAGGCUGAGGCGUACAAUCUCUUCAAGAAAGAUCGUCAGGAGUAUGAACGUCGGAUCAAGCGCGUCGUGCGGGAGAAUGCCGCCCCAUAGAUUGGGAACCCACGACUGUGAAGGUGCUUGGUGAAAAUGAGAGAGCAGUUUUGUUUUGCUGGACUGGGACACGGAGUUUAGGGAUA
This is a messenger RNA of Neurospora hispaniola, 911 nucleotides long. RefSeq names its product putative ubiquitin--protein ligase hus5. Gene Ontology annotation, cellular component: nucleus. Gene Ontology annotation, biological process: protein sumoylation. The transcript is spliced from 4 exons. Lineage: Eukaryota; Fungi; Ascomycota; Sordariomycetes; Sordariales; Sordariaceae. Gene Ontology annotation, molecular function: SUMO conjugating enzyme activity. The coding region runs from base 352 to 825 and encodes 157 amino acids. The record is from RefSeq and is a predicted model, not a curated record.